Molecule: messenger RNA, 2383 nt
Organism: Polyodon spathula (Mississippi paddlefish)
Lineage: Eukaryota; Metazoa; Chordata; Actinopteri; Acipenseriformes; Polyodontidae
Gene: ankrd22
Product: ankyrin repeat domain 22
Exons: 6
Coding region: 183-758 (191 amino acids)
Molecular function (GO): protein binding
Source: RefSeq, a predicted model, not a curated record
UUGCAUCACUGCGAUGACAAAUUGUAACAGCAGUUGUUUAAUAAACGCCGUCCCCCGUAACUUGGAAGUUUCAAAGUUCUUCAGUCAUAAAGGGCGAGGAAUAUAAUUUACUAACAACGGAUUGACCUGCCGCACAAUACCAAGUGGAGCUUGCAGAUUUGCCACGUGAUAUAAGAAGAGCCAUGGGGAUAUUAUAUUCAGAGCCCAUCUGCCAAGCAGCUUAUGAAAAUAAUGUACAUGAAGUGCACAAUCUGCUGCAGGAAAGCAGCAAGAAUUUAAACAUCCAGGACAGCAGCUACGGAGAUACAGCCCUUAUAGCUGCUUGCAGACAGGGCCACCUCAGGACUGUCAAGUACCUUUUGCACCAAAAAGCAGAUACAAAUAUCAAAAAUGAGAAAAAGAGGACUUGUUUGCAUUACGUCAUCCGGAACACAUAUUCUUAUGUGGACUAUCUGAUAAUAAUCAUCCUCAUGCCUGUUUUAUUAAUAGGCUUCUUUAUAAUGGAACAGAAGAAGAGAAGGACUGCAACGCUGGUGUCAUUGAUCCUGAACACAGGAGUGGAUGUCGAUGCUGUGGACUAUAAAGGAAACACAGCCCUUCACUAUGCCUGCAAAAUGAAAAGUACACAAAUUGUACCUCUUCUCAUGGAAAAAAAUGCAGAUCUUACAAUAAAGAACCAGGAUGGGGAGACUCCACUGGAAAUUGCAGAGCGGUUAAAAUUUACAAAGAUUGUCCAAAUGUUGAAGAAAUCAUCUUGAUUUGGAUCUAUAAUGGUUACCAACACUGAACACUUAGUCUAUUGUAAAUAUAAUCACAUUUUAAAUAAAUUAAAUACAAACCGUGCAGUCUUCCUGAAUUCGUUACAUUAUGCAGUACUGCAUCUAAAUUGUUGACAUGAAAACAGUAGCCUUUACAGUAUAUUACAUUUCAAAAUGUUUAUAUCUUCAGGGAUGUUUUUACUGUUAAAAGAUAAUAAUAAAAUAUACAAGUAAAAUGUACUUUAAGUGCCAAGGUGUUUAUUUAAUAAUACAAGCACUGUAAGAGGCUGAAAUAUAAUGAGGCUUGCAUGGACUGUACCAUGAUGCGGUUGUAAAAAUAAAUAUUGUACAGCACACCACUGGACAGCAUUGUUACAAUUGCAUAUCAUAGAAAUAUAACCUGAGCAAAUGAUUCAGUACUAGGGGUAAAGGUUUCAGUACUGCAAGUGUCGUGUCAGUAGUAUUGUUUUUAGUGAUGUCCAGGUGAACAGCUGUCUGUGUAUAUAUAUAUAUAUAUAUAUAUAUAUAUAUAUAUAUAUAUAUAUAUAUAUAUAUAUAUAUAUAUAUAUUGUGUAGAGGAUACCAAAAAACACUAUGUAUGUACUGCACUGCAACUACUGUACUCCAGUUAUUGUACAGUGUGUCACAGUGUUUACAAACAUCAAACAUAAUUACAAAUGCCUAUUAAUUCAAGGGUUUUUAUUCAAGUCCAGUAUUGUACAUCAGAAUUAAGGUUUGUCCAAUUACAACAGCAUACAGUAGUUCAAUUAAAAACAUACAGCAUGUAUUGUACACAACCUGAACUUUGAAUUGAAUUGAACCUGUAAUUUGAAAAAAAUUAAGUCAAGCUUUCAAAUUACAGAUUAAUUUUACACACAGCAAACAAACACCACUACAUUUAAUAGAAUCAUUGGGAAGUACAGAGGCUGCUGUUUUGGAGUGUUUUUAAAAGAAGAUUUAUUAAUUUGAUGAGCAGUUUGUCUUCUAGUAACAAUGCGUAAGUAUGCAAUUUUCUAUAUUUUAUUAACCUUUUCAUGUGACCUCAUGGGGAUGGAUAAAUAAAUACAUUUAAAAAAACUAAUCAAAAAGUCUUUCCCAAAAAUACAUGGGCUUACUGGAAGAAAGCAAUUGUACAGCUUUGGAAAACUAUUUUUCUUAUGGUUGGCAUUUGCUGGUGUGUUGGAUGUCACUUCCUCUCAGGUGCCCCUAUGGGGUUUUAGGACCUUGGUGAGUGGUUGCUGACAGUCAUUUUGGGACCCACAUGGGAGGUUGGGAGUCAAAAUGGAGGCCAGUUUCCAAAUGAUUCAACACAGGUGCAGCUGAUUAAGAUGAUACCACAUGUUUGGGGUUGUUGGGUAAAGGAGGUCUGGUGUGGUUCCUGGAGAAAGAGAAACUUAAGCAAAGAAAUGUAUUCUUUAAGAUAUAGGGUUUGAUUUUACAGGGUAAAAGGAGUUAUCCUUCCCUGGUUUAGAUUUACAAAGAAAAUGUGUUAGUUAGUGCUCCAAGGGAGCCAGGAUUUUGUUUGUUUGUUCUGAUUUUGUUCCAGUGGGGAAAAAAUAUCUGUAGAUAAUAAAAGUGUGCAAUCUGUGCUAAAAUAUAAAUAUGGACUCUCAGACUUUCUUGGC